AUCGGACAUUAAACUGACAACGAGGGGUUGUUUUAUUUUUAACACAGAGGCUCGUUCCUGAAAAAGUACUUGAGGGAAGUGCAGUGUGUUUUCAGAGAACAAGACAAAGCGUGUUUGAUAUCGCUGCUCGAGCCUCUUUGCUAGAUCCAGACUCAAAAUGACAGCGUCGGUGUUUUUCGGCUGCACCUUCAUCGCUUUCGGCCCCGCCAUCGCUUUGUUCCUGUUUACUAUCGCCCGGGACCCGUUAAGAGUAAUUUUUCUGAUCGCCGGUGCCUUUUUCUGGCUGGUGUCCUUGCUGCUCUCCUCCCUGGUUUGGUUCAUAACUGUUCAGAUCAGUAACAAAGACAGCGCUUCCCAGCAGAAAGGCCUGCUCAUAUUCGGGGUGGUACUCUCUGUCCUUCUCCAGGAGGUCUUCCGCUUUGGUUACUACAAGCUACUGAAGAAAGCAAAUGAAGGUCUUCUUACACUCAGUCAGGAGGAGACCAUGCCUAUCUCCAUACGUCAGCUUGCCUAUGUCUCUGGCUUAGGCUUUGGCUUCAUGAGUGGCGCCUUUUCAGUGGUCAACAUUCUGGCCGACUCUGCCGGGCCUGGCACGGUGGGCAUCCACGGAGACUCACAACACUACUUUCUGUCCUCAGCCUUCAUGACCAUGGCCAUCAUCCUUCUGCACAUGUUCUGGGGGGUGGUUUUCUUUGAUUCCUGUGAAAAGCAGCGCUGGUGGGCCCUCGCCGUGGUCAUCAUCAGCCACCUCCUUGUUUCCUGUCUGACAUUCCAGAACCCAUACUACGUUGGCAGUCUGGUGCCAACCUACAUCAUCAUGUUCCUGAUGGGAGUCUGGGCAUUUUGCUGCGCUGGCGGCUCACUGCGAAACCUCAAACUUUGCCUCACCUGUAAAGACAAAGACUUCUUACUUGCUAAUCACCGGCCAAGAUAACGCAGAUGCCAGUCAAACUGUGGGACUCUUAUCCAAAGAUCAGAGAAUUCACACAAACACACUUCUUGCAAGCAGGAAGACGGAGUUUGUGAACCCUCUGCAAAUCUGUUAUUUGCUGUCUUACAUUGAAUCAAAAGGAUUAUUAGUUGAUCAUCUGUUUUCUUUAAAAAAAAAAGGUAAAUGGUGAGGUCAUACAACCAACAACUUUUUUUUUCGUUUUUUUUUUUAACCAUAACUCACUAUCAGAUGAUCAAAUGUGCAGGUAAAGUGUUAGAAAAUUGCAAGUUAACCCUUAACUUGAGAAACGCCAGUUUCUAUUAAAAGGAAGAAUUUGAGACGUUUCAAAUGGUCCCCUGAUAUAAUAUCUGGACCACGACUGUUCAGGCUAUGGCUUUCAUUUUUGUCAGAGUAGAAAUUUUGUCACAGUAGAAUGCAUCUCAGCGGGCCUUCUGGCUCUGGCCUGGUCAUCUAUCAUAGAACUCAGGUACGUUGUCGUAUCAACAUUUGUUUCAAUGAUUGACUUGAUCUCUGUCCUUUAGAAUUACAGGGGAGCUCAGAAAUAUUGCCCUCUUGCCACAAAUUAAAGUUUGAAAUAAAACGUUAGGUCAGAGGUAUUCAGUUAUGUGCCACAGAGGUCUGUGUGUGUGUGAUUUUUCCAACCCGACAAUACACCAGCUGAUUUCACUGGUUGGUUCCCUCCUGUCUGGUUGAAUGUGUUAAUCAGUAAAAUCAGCUGGUGUAUUGUUGGGUUGGAAAGAAGACAUGCGUGCACACAGAACUCCAUGGCACAUAAUUUAAAUUUAAUGCCACUGCACUAGGGUUUUACUAAAAAAAAAAAAGAAAAAAAAAGAAAUGGCGUUAUUGUUCAACACUCACUUUCUCCUCAGUGUGUAGGAUGUGUUUAAUUACUUAUACAUGUGCACAUGAAAAUACCUAUUCCAAAUUAUGUCUCCAUUUUAGAGUAAAAUUUGUAUGCUUCUAUUGUGUAUUGUUUGGAUCUUACAAAAUAUAGAUGUGUUCAUCAAAAAUUCACGAUUUUGUAAGUUGAAAUCUUAAAAUCGCUGACAACUUUAUUAACACGCAUAAUGGUACUUUCAUUCCAGCAAUAUGUAUAUAGGUUUUUGAGUUUUUUGUUUUUUUAUUUUUAUUUUUUUUUGUUUUUGCAUUUGAAUUUGAUAUUUUUGUGCUGGUAAUGUAAAAAGCAUUCAAUUUUUUUCUAUCAUCGUUCUUCAGCACUAUUCAUAAUCCCCAUUAGAAUGCAAAUGAUCAUUUACUUUUUCCUCAAAUUAAAAAGUAGAGAUUAGCCGAAGGCUUAGUUUUUUAUUCCUCACUACUGUAGCCACACACAAACACAAACAAUAGGAAGGUGUUCAGGUGAAUACAUUUAGCCAGCAGUGUUUUUCUCUUUUCACAGUUAAUAUCUUUGUUGCAUUGUUGUUCCUUGAUACUCUGUUGGUAACCACUGUAAUGUUUUCACUAGUAGGUAAGCAUAGAAAUGUGCAUGGUAACAUGUAUUGAUAGUGUGGCCAAAUGUCCAACACAAAAAUGUUUCAAGGUAUUUUUUCAACAUUUUGCAGAAGAUCUUUCCAAGUUUUUCUUCCCGAUACUGAAUUUGUACAGUCUGUAAUGGUCACGGCGAGAAGGUUAAGGGAGACAAUGCUAUGGAUGACAAGUCUUGUUUUUGUUGUAAACCGUUUGCUUUUCUUUCUUUUUUUAUAUCUAUACAGGGAAGGUUGAGAGACCAUAAAUAAUCUUUUUUUUGGUAGCUCCCUGCUUCACCUUCAUGUAGCUUCACACAUCUGGGAACUGUGACAUACAGCCAUGAUGUUUUCCAGGCUACCUCUGAGCAGUUGGGGUUAAAGACCUCAUGUGAGGGUGCCUUUGAUGGAGGUUGUCGAAAGGAAGGGCCAACCCAGCUAUGCCCAGCUGGCCAGGGAUUUGAUCUAGCAACCCUGUAGUCGCGAGCCCAUUUCUCCCUCUUUUUUGGCUACCGUCUCUCGCUUCAAGAUCACCCAUUUUUAUUUGGUCUAAUUCGCUCUUGAAUAAGCAACCACUUCAGCCAUGAGCACAAACUGUUGUGCUGUGGCAGGAAUCAUGCAUCUCUUGUUAAGCAGGAGGCAGAGUUACCUUUAAUGGCAGUACGCCCCCCUUCCCCCAAAACCUAAUCCAUAAUGCAUUUUUGUUGUUAUGAAAAAUAAGGUCAUACAGAGAUCAAUACGAGGAAGCCAUGGCCCACACACAUUGAGUGAAACAGUGUUCCUAGUUUUAGUUUUACAGCAUACAUUUUAAUUACAUUUUGAUAUGCAGGUGGAAUGUUUUCAUCAUGUAAAAAUCAGAGUUUGCAAUUUUUUUUAAAACAUUUGCCUUUGUUUAUGUGCGCACAAGUCAUUGCACAAGUAGAAUAAAACCCUUGACCCAAAAUGAUAUCUGUAGCAGAUGAUAACAGAUUUCAAAUUAAUGAACUUGUAUUGGAGAGGGAUGUGUUCAACAUUAAGUGUGAAUGUGGGUCCUGGAUGGGGAUCUUUUUUAAUCGUGUGCCAUAGAGGGCCGUGUUCAUGCAGAUCUUCUUUCCAGCCCAACUCGAGACCCAGUGAUUUCACUAAUUAGCACAACUUCAGCCGAACGGGAGGACUAGCUAGUGAAAUCAGCUGGCGUAUCAGAUGAAUAUUUAGGAUUUAACUGGGCAAACCGCCACUUCAUGCAUAAGCCUUUUCUCGUCCAGUCAAAUUGAUAGAAGGCUUAAUAGGUAUGGAUUGUUGCAGAGGAAUGUCUGGUGGGCGUGAAAGUGGAAGUUGUCCAAACAAAGUGUGUCGGCUAGAGGGAACACUGUCCUGGCUGUACGCAGGCAGGCCGCUGGUAGCUGGAGUGAUUUUUGUUGGACCAUGUUUAGAUUUUUAAUAACACAAAAGCAAAGCAAAUGUGUUCAGCAUUGCAUUAAAUUGGGUGCACUCCUUCAGAUGGUGCAGGAACUGCCCCAGCAAAGCUUUCAAAUUAAAGAAAUAUAGAUCCCCACAUUAGGUCUUUUUUUUUUUUAUUACGACACAUCAACUAACUAAAGCUAAAAGCUAAAAGCCCUGCAUGUGAUUCAGUUUUCUGUUUGGGAUAGGUUAAGAGCUUGUGAGUCUCUCCCCACAGGACCCAAAGCAGCUGCCCAUAAUGUUGCCUGUCGUUUCUUGGUGCGUGGCUGAUGGUGCUCUUCCUCUCUCUGCAGGACCUCUCGUAAAUAUUAAUGAGAAAAGAUUGAGAAGGUGUAGCUGUGCUUGCUUGCUGGCUGGGUAUCUCUUGGCUUUUGGGGGUCAAAGGUUAACCCGAACCCUGACCUCCUGACCCCAUGCUCAUGCUUACCCAACUUGCCACGAAUACUAAAAUGGUUUUGCACUACAUAGCAUGAAAAUGACAUGUAAACCCAAGAACACGAUAAGCGGAAGUUCUAUACUAGCAAAUAAAAUACUUUCUUUAAAGUUUUGGAUGCUCUUUCAAUCUCUUGGUUUUGUGCCUUUGUCACCCAUCCCCUUUAGGAUUCGUAUAUGACUUCAGUUGCUGUGGCACCAGUUUAACCUUAAGCGAAUUUUCUUGAAUGCCAUUUUUGUCGAUUAAUUUUCAUUCCUUUGGGUGAGAAGUUUUUUUUUUCCUCUUUUUUUGUGUGUGGCUGGUUUGCCUCAAUAUAAUAAGGAUCUCCUGUAGACCAGAUUGAGCUACUAAAUUCUGAGGUAAUGUUGACUUGUUUGUGUAUCAACUGGAUUCUGUCUUUUAGAACUUGAAUGUGGUGAUUGUGAGUUUGCUCCCAGGGGAAGAGCGUCCCUCUCCCAAUAGCAUUAGAUGAGCAUCAUCAUCAAACAUCUGUCUCCAUUACAGUCUUAACUGCUACCUGCAAGGAACUCAUUGCAUACAGCGAGGUAAGAGACAGGCUUUUACAACAUUUCAAGAUAAUACAACUGCAGGCCCAGUGGAUCUUCUUUUUUUUUCAUUCACUUCACAUCGGGUUAACAGGUUAACUGUUAGCAUGCAGACACUCCCAAUAGGUUUUUUUUUAUGGCGCCUGGGUUUGUCAGGAUUUAACAACUCCAAUUUUGUAAACGAUGAAUAUAACCUCCAUAAGACUGAAUGAGAGUAUGACUUAACUUUCUGUGGGGCUAAAAUAAACUUAUACUUAAGGUUCGUGUGUCCAUGGUGCUGAUAACUGGCCAACAUGAACAGAGGCUGCAGGGGAGAUGAGUUAAAUCCACAAUUUGGAUGAAUUCAAUGAAUGAAAUUGUUGGUUUAGGGAACAAAAUGAUAGUCUACUUUUUGCUAAAUACCGAAUUUGCUGAAACUACUGAAAGGGUCUUUGAAUUUCCCCUAACAUUUUGUACACCAACAAUAUGUAUGUGCACCCCCACACCCACUGUACAAUUACUGUUUGUUAAUCAAAAAUUUCUGUCAUGUCUUUCCUGUCUUGUGAGUCUCUAUUGCAUACAUAAAAUAGCCAUUUCUAAGGUGUGUAGUAUUUGCAUAAAUCAUAGCGGUAUGGAGUCUUUUUCUCCAUCUCAUUAUUUUGAAUUGUGCAGAAUGUAAUGAUGGAUCAAAAAAAAGAAGAAAAAAAAGUGCUUGUUUACUGAGGCAAAUAAAAUAUUUUGA
Molecule: messenger RNA, 5551 nt
Organism: Lampris incognitus (smalleye Pacific opah)
Lineage: Eukaryota; Metazoa; Chordata; Actinopteri; Lampriformes; Lampridae
Gene: aph1b
Product: APH1B gamma secretase subunit
Exons: 6
Coding region: 158-934 (258 amino acids)
Biological process (GO): Notch receptor processing; Notch signaling pathway; positive regulation of catalytic activity
Cellular component (GO): membrane; endoplasmic reticulum; gamma-secretase complex
Molecular function (GO): protein-macromolecule adaptor activity
Source: RefSeq, a predicted model, not a curated record